Orycteropus afer afer is the source of this 1050-nucleotide messenger RNA. The record is from RefSeq and is a predicted model, not a curated record. NCBI's taxonomy places the organism in Eukaryota, Metazoa, Chordata, Mammalia, Tubulidentata, Orycteropodidae.
AUGGAGAUGCCACCUGGCAAUCCAACGGGGGAGAAGGACCCCAUUCAACCGCAACAACAGUGGAAAAAGAACUCCCAGGAGAAUCUUGAUUCAACUCUUCAGAUCAGGCAGCAGCCCAGAGAUCCUCCUACUAAUAUCCUUGAGCUGAGCAGAAGUCCAGAUCCAGUCAGUCGGGUUCUAGAGAAUCCUCAGUGGACUGAAAAACUGGCCUGUGGACUUGAAGGAGACUCUGAUAAGUCUCAUGGAUUAGCCAGUGAGCUGCCAGAGCCCCUUCAAGGUUCUAAUCUCUGGUAUUGUCCUGAUGGGAGCUUUCUCAAGAAGAUAGUAACCCGUGGCCAAGGCUUGGAUAAACCCAAAUUGGGAUCCUGCUGCCGUGUACUGGUUUUAGGAUUUCCUUUUGGGUCAGGGCUGCCAGAGGGUUGGACAGAGCUAACUUUGGGCAUAGGGCCAUGGAGGGAGGAACCUUGGGGGGAGCUUUUAGAGAAAUGUUUGGAGUCCAUGCGUCAAGGUGAGGAGGCAGAGCUUCAGUUCCCUGGGCACUCUGGACCUCCUAUCAGGCUCACACUGGCAUCCUUUACUCAGGGUCGGGACUCCUGGGAGCUGGAGGCCAGUGAGAAGGAGGCCUUGGCCAGGGAGGAACGUGCUCAAGGCACAGAAUUCUUCCGAGCUGGUAACCCUGAAAAGGCUGCCCGAUGUUAUGGACAGGCUCUUCGUCUGCUGCUGACUUUACCCCCACCUGGCCCUCCAGAACGAACUGCCCUUCAUGCUAAUCUGGCUGCCUGUCAGCUGCUGUUGGGGCAGCCCCAGUUGGCAGCUCAGAGCUGUGACAGGGUGCUAGAGCGAGAACCUGGCCAUUUAAAGGCUUUGUACCGGAGGGGGGUUGCCCAAGCUGCCCUUGGGAACCUGGAAAAAGCAACCGAUGACCUCAGGAAGGUGCUGGCAGUAGAUCCAAAGAACCGGGCAGCUCAGGAAGAGCUGGGGAAGGUGAUCCUUCAGGGGAAGAAACAAGAUGCUGAGCUGGCUCAGGGUUUACGCAAGAUGUUUGGCUGA